Messenger RNA from Anastrepha ludens (Mexican fruit fly), 1561 nucleotides. Its product is annotated as UPF0545 protein C22orf39 homolog. The transcript is spliced from 2 exons. The record is from RefSeq and is a predicted model, not a curated record. Bases 81 to 539 code for a protein of 152 amino acids. NCBI's taxonomy places the organism in Eukaryota, Metazoa, Arthropoda, Insecta, Diptera, Tephritidae.
AGCCGGCUUCAAACAGCUGUUUUCUAAAUCACUAUUUUCAUAUUACCAGAUAUGAUUUAGUUGUUAAAUAAUACCCCAAAAUGUCCACGGAGCCUUAUAAUGCAAACACAACAGAUUCCGACCUAAAAGGUGAAUGGUCUAUCCGGCCAUGUUCUGCUUAUAAAGAAGAAUACGAUGAUUGUACCAGUAUCAAGGCGCGUUUCCAUCAAUACUUUAUACAUGGCGAAAACAUUGAUUGCUCCCAAUGGAAAACGGAUUACAAUAAUUGUGAACGCUACACGAAUUCCAAUAAGAAGGAUGUAGCAGCUGGUGAAGCAGUAAUUCGUAGUGAAGCUGAACGGCGGCGAAAACGCAUGGAGGCACACUAUGGUAACACAACGUGGAAUAAGCGAACACAGCCUCCGGAAGACUGGUCUAAGCCAUUACCUGAGUGGUUGGCGAAGAAGUAUGAGAAUACUUAUUUGGAGUUGAAACAAAUGGAAUUGGAUGGACGAAGAACACCUGAAGUGAUUGAAAAAUCAUAUUGUGCUAUAAUGUAGAUCAAAAAGUUUAGACACUACUGAAAUGUUAAUAGGUUAAAAUCAAUACUUAAAAUACAUAAAAUUCCAUUUUUGGAAAAUCGAGUUAACAGAAUUAAAUUAGAGAAUUAGCGCCUAACUGAAAAAUUAAUUGAAUAGAACUCAAAAAACUUUAUAGCUAAUCAGUAAAAUAUUGGCUUUGUAAUUGUGGUUUUAGUGCUUGAUAUAAACAUAGUUUCCCAUAUGUUUUAUCGUACAAGUUAUGUGUGAAUAUGUAGAAGGAAUCAAUUUAAUUCGCUGGGGGAGCUUUAAUCUCAGCUUUCUUACAGAUAUCUUGUUUGAUUAUAACAUAUUUAACGAUCAGUUUUCCACCCUUGUUUAGCUAUGCUUUUCAAUUGAACUGAGUGAAAGCGCUCAAUUCUGCAAGCUUAAACUGAGUGAGUGUAGUUGUUUUUCAAACUGAUACAACUUUGCAUAAGCGAGGAAUAUGGAAAUAAGCAAGAAAAUCUCGCAAACGCUGCGCAAUGUACAUUUUUGGGCAUUCGAUUUAUAAUAGCGGAACUUUCGAUUCAUGAAUUAUGUGGUUGACGUGGCAGCAUAAACAUUCCCCAUACAUACACGUACGGGAGUGCUGCUGGAGUGAGAGUUUUUGGCCGCAUAUAAAUCCGGGUCGUUCCGGGUACAACAAAUUAUUGUUGUUGUUGUAGCAGUAACUUCGCCCUGUCAGUGUAGUGUAAAUCACCGGUCGUCUUCGUCUAGCUCAUCUAACGGCAGGCCCAGGAAACUUGCUGUUUUGACAGGUUGCGUCCAGAGGGAGAGGGGUGUUAGAUGAGUGGGUUUGAUGGGGCAUGUGAAAAGGCGGUUAGUGUGGUGCGGGGUGCCUUCACAUGCCCGACAUAUGUUUAGUAUAACGGGGUCGAUUCUGGAUAGGUUAGGAGUUUAACCUGCUAGAGCAUCCAGUACGUAAUUGUGCCAAGGUUACGCGGGACUCUCGGGGAAGUUGGGAACGAAUUAUCUUUAUUUACGGUUUGCGCUUACUCCAC